Molecule: messenger RNA, 1641 nt
Organism: Musa acuminata AAA Group (dessert banana)
Lineage: Eukaryota; Viridiplantae; Streptophyta; Magnoliopsida; Zingiberales; Musaceae
Product: syntaxin-61-like
Exons: 8
Coding region: 491-1168 (225 amino acids)
Biological process (GO): Golgi vesicle transport
Cellular component (GO): membrane
Source: RefSeq, a predicted model, not a curated record
GUAUGCCUAAACCAGUUCGACCCGACCCGACAAUCCUCUAUUCUCUUUGCUCUUCCCCGACCAACCAAUUCUCCUCCCGGCCACAACCGUUCUUUUUCGUGCCGCUUCAGGUACUCCUUCGCCCGGCAUUUCUCUUCCUUCCUCCGAUCUUGAUCUCCGUCGUCCUUCCCCUAUUCCGUGCCAUCCGCGUCUUUGUGCGCUUCGAUCCGGCCGACCCAACCGCUAUCUCGUUGCCGGAGCCUCGUGUCUUGUGCCCUUUCUCGUAGACCAUGGAUCUGGGUUUGGUUGGUUUCUUGUUCGUUUUAUACUGUUAAUUAUGAUGCCGUCGAUCUUUGUUUGCUCAUUGGCUGCAGUAGUUGGUCUCUGAACAGAGGCGCCGAUCGAUCUCUCUCGAGGAAUGCGCUGAGAUGACACCUGCUCAGGAUCCAUUCUAUGUUGUUAAAGAGGAGAUUCAAGAGUCCAUUAACAAACUGCAAGUUACUUUUCAACAAUGGGAACAAACCCCUUAAAACACCGAGAGAGUGUACACCUUACAAAACAGCUUGUUGUCAGCUGUGAGAGCGUAGAGUGGCAGGUGGAUGAAUUGGAUAUGGCAAUUGCAGUUGCUGUGAGAGAUCCUGCAUGGUAUGGCCUUGAUGAAGUUGAACUUGAAAAGCACAGGAGAUGGACUAGCACUGCACAUUAUCAGGUGGGUAAUAUUAGGAAAACUGUAGAAACAGGAAAGGAGAAGCAGAAUUCAUUCAGCUUAGGUACAAAUGGUGUGCGUAAAGAGCUGCUGGGGCUUCCGAAUGAUCAUGCUUCUCAGGCAGGCAGAUCAACCAAUUACAUUAACCAAGAUAAUGAUGAUUUUAUCUCUUCAGAAUCAGAUCAGCAGCUGCUCCUGAUAAAGAAAGAAGAUGAGGAGCUGGAUGAGCUUAGUGCUAGUGUUUGGAGAAUUGGAGAUGUAGGACUUACUAUACAUGAUGAACUUGUUGGGCAGGGAAAAUUAUUGGAUGAAUUCGGCAUGGAAAUGGAGAGUACUUCAAACAGGCUUGACUUCGUCCAGAAAAAAGUUGCUAAGGUGAUGAAGAAGGCCGGCGCCAAGGGCCAAAUCAUGAUGAUAGCAUUCUUGAUAGUUCUCUUUAUUAUUCUUUUUUUUUUUGGUUUUCUUCACAUAGAUGGAGACUAAAUUGAUUUGAGCAGAAACACUUCGACUGUGAGCCAUGGUUCUUUGAAGAAAUAUUGAGGCUUUGUUACUUGGUGUCUUAUCAGGUUAUACAAUUCUCAAACCAGUAAAGGAUUCAUGCGUACCGCCGCAUGGCGCAUUGUGAAUUGGACUCAUCAGCUGCUGCCACCACCAGCAUAUACUGAGAUUCUACCCUCCUGGACUGGUAGACAAAUUGCUCGUCAUCACAGCAUCUUCAAUCGAGUUACCACAUUUACCAAGGUAGAGCAACACUGACAUCCAUUUCGUUUGGGCUGCUCUAUCCAUGCACGCAUUCGGCAAUUCUGGACUAACAUAAUCUUAGGGGAAGGGAAUAAGUUUGGUUCUGCCCCAUCCUCAGCACAUAUUCAAGUGAAGCACUCGGGCAGCCGCGUCCCAAACGUAUACGGUCACCUGAAGCAACCUCGGCAAAUCAUAUAUUAUACAAAGCAAAGAAG